GCGGUACAAAUACAUUGAAACUCCUGUAGCUGCCUUUUUCGUUCUUUAUACUUUGUAAAACGUGCUCUUUUGUAGUGUAUUCGACAUACUGUAAUUGUAUUAAUGCUGAACACGCUGUUUACAUCUGCCGGUGCAGAGCGAUCACAUGACGUUAACACCGCCCUAUUGUCAGAGCUCUCGCUCUACAGGCAGGCAAUCUGUUCGCUCUGGUUUGUGCAUUUCUGCUUAGAUUGACAGUCCGCUAAUACUCCCUGCUACGCUUUAUUUUUCACUAUGAAUAUUAAAAACCUUUGGGUCGCGGACCACAGUUUGGGAACCCGUGCUUUAGCCAACUAUACACAAGAUGAAAUAUAUAACGAGUUAUUGUAACUCAGAUGCCUGGAAUACAAGAUUAUAAUAGCCUGGCGCCUCCAGUCUGCUGAGACCGGAGUGUUGUCAAGGUCAUACGACUACUUUGCACUCAUUUUACAGUAGGUAUGGGAUCUGGCAUGAGAGGGCACAUACACACUGCAGGCCGGCGCAUUGUCUUACCACUAAACUGCUCCUUCUCGCCGCCCGCGCCCACGCCCCCUCUGCCCUCUCUCCUUCUAUACGUCAUUUUCGCUGCCUGUUUGUUUUCGCUCGGCUGAUACAGUUACAGUACAUAGUUCACGAAAACAAAACGAUUGGAGACCUUUGUUAUGAAUAUCUACAGUGCUACCGAGGUAGCAGGUAACUUUGGCAAACUCGGCGGAAUUGAAUCUUGACGCUCAGAAACGACAGCGGCAGUGAGAUGGGGCGGCGGAUAGCUGUGAUCGGGGCCGGAGCCACGGGGCUCACCUGCAUUAAGAGCUGUUUGGACGAGGGGCUGGAGCCGGUCUGCUUCGAACGCAGCAAGGACAUCGGGGGGCUCUGGAGGUUCAAGGAGGAAGCGGAGGCUGAGCGAGCCAGUAUCUACCACUCGGUCAUCAUCAACACCUCCAAAGAGAUGAUGUGCUACAGCGACUUCCCCAUUCCUGAUCACUUUCCCAACUACAUGCACAACUCCCGCAUCCUGGAAUACUUCCGCAUGUACGCCCAGCACUUUGACCUGACGCGCCACGUUCGCUUCCAGACCGCAGUGCGCAGUGUGAAGAAGCGUCCGGAUUUCUCCCGCUCGGGACAGUGGGAGGUGGUGAGUGUGAGCAGUGCGGGGCAGGAGCAAUCAGAAACCUUCGACGGGGUGAUGGUCUGCACUGGACACCACACCCACCCCCACAUGCCUCUGCACGACUUCCCAGGUAGGGACUCCCACACAAGUGCUCUCGGGAACGGCGAAGACGAACACACGCUGUCCUCCCAAGCGUGUGCCGUCAGCCGACCACUUUUUUUUACACUGCAAACUCACCACACAGCCACCCAGAGCUACAGCGUCGGAGGACAACGCAGCUCUGGGCAGCUUACAGGUAAGCCCGCAGGCGCCUGGCCAGACUACAGGGGUCGCUGGUGCGCGGUGAGCCGAGAACACCCUGGCCGACCUAACCCUCCCUCCCCCCGGGCGACGCUUGGCCAAUUGUGUGCCGCCCCCUGGGAGCUCCAGUCCUCGGUCGGCAAAGGAAUAGCCUGGACUCAAACCGACGAUGUCCAGACUAUAGGGCGCAUCCUGCACUCUACGCAAGUGCUUUUACUGGAUUACUUAAGUACGAGUGUGGUGUUCCAGGACGGGAGCGUGGAGGACAAAAUCGACGUGGUGGUCUUCGCCACGGGAUACACCUUCUCCUUCCCCUUCCUCGACGACUCUGUCCUCGCUGUGGCCGACAACCAGGUGUCUCUGUACAAGUACGUGUUCCCUCCUGCCUUGGAGCGCCCCACACUGGCUGUCAUUGGACUCAUCCAGCCUCUAGGAGCCAUCAUGCCCAUCUCGGAGCUGCAGGCGCGGUGGGCAACGCGGGUCUUUGCAGAAUUACAAAAGCUGCCACCGGAGAAAACUAUGCUGAAGGACAUUGAGAAUAAGAAAAAGGCGAUGGCCAAAAGGUACGUGCUGUCCCAGCGCCACACCAUCCAGGUGGACUAUAUCCCCUACAUGGAUGAGCUGGCUGCACAGCUGGGCGUGCGCCCCAGGCUAGGCUGGCUGCUGCUCAGGGAUCCGAGGCUGGGUCUGCAGUUGCUGUUGGGACCCUGCACCCCAUACCAGUACCGCCUCUGUGGGCCGGGGCAGUGGGCCGGGGCUCGCCGUGCCAUCCUCACGCAGUGGGACCGCGUCGCCAAGCCGCUGAGAACACGUGUGCUCCUGGAAACACCCCGCCCCUCCACGGUGCCUCUGCUGCUCAAACUGUCUGCUGCCUGUCUGCUGUGCACUGCAGCUUCCCUUUACAUCCACUGCUACCCUCCCCCCUUUAUCCAGAACCCUCCCCCCUUUAUCCAGAGAUUUGUACCCAACUUAGGGUGACCAGAUGUCCUGGUUUUACAGGGACCAUCCCCUUUUCCCAUCAAAUGUCCCUAUGUCCUGAGAUUUUUCCAGAAACCUUAAAGUCCUAGUUUGCAAAGGAGCCAGAUAGCGCUCCUUGCGUUAAUUACAUAAAUAAUCAGCAAUCAUAUUAAUGUGUCAUGAAUAAUAUUUUUCAUAUAGGUUAGUGUACUAAAUUAAAAAUGUGCAAAAGCAGCAGUAAAAACAGCAAUCCAUAUGAUUAGAACAUGUAGUUCAACAUGGCCAGGAGCUGGAAAGGGAAGGUGCCGUGGUUGUGCAGCAGACAGAGCUCGUUGUUUUUUUUUUAUUUUACUGUGAAAACAGUAACAGUGAUAAAAGCACUAUAUUCAAAUAAGAAGCAUGCUUUAAAAAGUGUCGUUUUAUAACUAUUCUUAAUCUAUGUGCCCCGGUCCUGAGCUUUGGAAAUCUGGGGACUCUUACCCAGCUAGGCAGAAAAUACAAUUCAGAACUUUCCAUUGUCUGCUUCAGUUACCGUCCCCGUUACCUCACCCUGACCCGGGACUUUGGUGACCAUCAGCUGUAUUUUGAAUUAACAAAGAGAAAUUGCCAACAUGAAAACAUGUUGUAAAAGGUGUCACAUUUUGUAAUUGGUGUUUUGCUAUAAAUAUGAAUAAAUGAUUAUAUUUAACCUCAA
Acipenser ruthenus (sterlet) is the source of this 3080-nucleotide messenger RNA. RefSeq names its product flavin-containing monooxygenase 5-like. Bases 773 to 2407 code for a protein of 544 amino acids. Gene Ontology annotation, molecular function: NADP binding; flavin adenine dinucleotide binding; N,N-dimethylaniline monooxygenase activity. The transcript has 7 exons. NCBI's taxonomy places the organism in Eukaryota, Metazoa, Chordata, Actinopteri, Acipenseriformes, Acipenseridae. The record is from RefSeq and is a predicted model, not a curated record.